AUGGGGUACAAGAUCGUCAAAGAACAGCCUGAAAACCCAUUUUCGAAGCUCGUGAGUGGCCAAACAAUUGUGGAGAUCCCAGAGUUCGAGCUCGAAUCCGGUGACGUGCUGUACAAAGUGCCGGUGGCGUACAAGACAUGGGGAAAGCUCAACGACAAAGGAGACAACUGCAUGCUCAUAGCACACGCCCUGACUGGCUCUGCGGACGUGAAGGACUGGUGGGGACCAUUGAUAGGACGCGACCGUGCGUUCGACCCUACCAAGUAUUUUAUCAUCUGUCUGAACUCGCUAGGGUCUCCGUAUGGAUCUGCCUCGCCUGUGACUAUGGAUCCCGAGUAUAACCAGCUUUACGGCCCGGAAUUUCCGAUCUGCACCGUGCGUGAUGAUGUGCGUAUUCAUAAGCUGGUUCUGGACUCUUUGGGAGUGAAGCAGAUAGCCAUGUGUGUGGGUGGAUCCAUGGGAGGCAUGCUCGCUCUAGAAUGGUGUUUUGUUGACGAAGGACGGUUUGUGAAAAAUCUUGUGGCACUGGCAACCAGUGCGAGACACUCGGCGUGGUGCAUUUCGUGGGGAGAGGCUCAGAGACAGUGCAUCUAUUCCGACCCCAAAUACGACGACGGCUACUAUAGUCUGGAAGAUCCGCCUGUGAAUGGUCUUGGAGCUGCGCGGAUGGCAGCUUUACUCACGUACAGGUCGCGAAAUUCGUUUGAGAGCAGAUUUGGCCGUGGACAGCCAACAGAACAGCAGAAGAAUAAGAGCCAGCAGAGCACUCCUGGCCCCGACGAGUCCAAUGCAAUCGAGGACUCUCCUUCGGCAAAAGAAGAACACUGGCAAAUUCACAACCACGGCGCCUCUGUGCACAGGAGAUCGUUUGAGUCGAGACACGCUAGUCGCUCAAACUCAAUGGACUCAUCAGUUUCCUCGGCAGACACAGAAAGCCUAAGCUCUGCCACAUCGGCUAGAACCAGACCAAGACGCAGACCGCAACACUACUUCUCGGCACAAAGCUAUCUUAGGUACCAAGCACAAAAGUUCCACCAUCGAUUCGACGCCAAUUGCUACAUAUCAAUCACGAGGAAGCUCGACACGCACGAUGUCGGCCGCGACCGCCCAGAAUUCGACAAUGACGCCGCAAAAGCACUGCAGAGCCUGAAGCAGCCGUCCUUGAUUAUUGGAAUUGACUCGGACGCGCUGUUCACACUCAGCGAGCAGAUCUUCAUUGCCAAAAACAUGCCAAACUCAACGCUCAAGAAAAUUAACUCUCCAGAAGGACAUGAUGCGUUCCUGCUAGAAUUCAAGGAAAUCAAUGACUUGAUACUGAAUUUCGAAAAAGCCCAUAUCAAGGAGAUUAUGGACCACGAGGGCAAUAAUCCAGAUUGGCAGGACGACAGCACAGAACAGAAGGAAAGCGUUUUUGGCGAGGCUGAGGACGUUGCAAAUUGGUGA
Messenger RNA from Ogataea parapolymorpha DL-1, 1443 nucleotides. RefSeq names its product Homoserine O-acetyltransferase. The transcript has a single exon. Lineage: Eukaryota; Fungi; Ascomycota; Pichiomycetes; Pichiales; Pichiaceae. The record is from RefSeq and is a predicted model, not a curated record. Bases 1 to 1443 code for a protein of 480 amino acids. Gene Ontology annotation, biological process: L-homoserine metabolic process. Gene Ontology annotation, molecular function: homoserine O-acetyltransferase activity.